Molecule: messenger RNA, 2101 nt
Organism: Pimephales promelas (fathead minnow)
Lineage: Eukaryota; Metazoa; Chordata; Actinopteri; Cypriniformes; Leuciscidae
Gene: fli1rs
Product: Fli-1 proto-oncogene, ETS transcription factor-related sequence
Biological process (GO): regulation of transcription by RNA polymerase II; cell differentiation
Cellular component (GO): nucleus
Molecular function (GO): DNA-binding transcription factor activity, RNA polymerase II-specific; sequence-specific DNA binding
Source: RefSeq, a predicted model, not a curated record
AUUCCAUUUGUUUUUAUUUUUAAACAGUUACGCACUAGUAUGCACAAUGGCAUAUUUAAUGAUCUUUCCACGACGGUUAGGUACACGUCGCUAACUUCUUUUUCGAUUACCAAAGAACAACGAAAACUCAAGAAAAUGCCAACUGGAAAACAAUAUACUGAAUUUCACAUAUGGCACAAUUAUGGCGGGGCGCUCUCGAGGCAGGUGGCAUUAUGGCGCCAACAACAAGGAAGCUCUAUCGGUGGUGAGUGAAGACCAGUCCAUAUUCGAGUCGCCGUUCAGCGGUCCCCAGGCCAUGCACAUGAAGGGAGAGAUCACCUCACCUACAGUGUUCAGACAGGGUUCUGAAGAAAGCCUAGAACCGACCGAGCCAGACUGGACCGGAUCAGCCACACAAAACCCUGCCAAGAGAGCAGAACACAUCAACGGAACCAGCCGUGAAUCCCCAGUGGACUGCAGUGUGACUAAAAGGACCCGACACAUGAGUAACAGUGAUGGGGGACCAUUGGCCUACCAGGCCUCUUAUCCAGAGCCACGGACUAGCCCACAGAAUGCCACCCCGCCCAGCAGCGUCACAGAGGAGAAGAGGGUGAUUGUACCAGCAGACCCAGAAGUAUGGACACAAGACCACGUGAGGCAGUGGGUAGACUGGGCGAUAAAGGAAUACAGCCUCUCCGAUGUGGACGUGUCCCUCUUCCAAACCCUGGAUGGAAAAGCACUCUGCAAAAUGACCAAAGAGGACAUGAUGCGUCUCACUUCCGCAUACAAUACAGACAUCCUGCUUUCCCACCUAAACUACCUCCGGGAGAGUAGUCCCACUUUUUCAUACCCAACAACCCCAACCCCAACCAAUACACAACCACAGCCAAGACUACAGGUGAAAGCUGAAAACAGCUUUGAGGAGAUCGGCAGAAGGAACAGUUGGUCCUCAAAUGCCUUGCCAGCUGUCCCAAAAGGUUCUCCAAUCGAACAUCAGCACAACAGCAGAAUUUCAGAGCCUCCAUCAAGACUUCAACAAGACCCCUACCAAGCAUUAGGUCCCAUUAGCAGCCGUCUUGCAAAUCCAGAAACGAAACCAUUCCACACCAAGAUCCGAACGACCAAACAAAAUUCUAACAACCUGCCCGUCACCAGCACUGACAGGACUGUGGGCUCUGGUCAGAUCCAGCUGUGGCAGUUCUUGUUGGAGCUGCUGUCUGACAGCAACAAUUCUACCAUCAUCACCUGGGAGGGCACGAACGGAGAAUUCAAGAUGACCGACCCAGAUGAGGUGGCCAAGCGCUGGGGGGAACGGAAAAGCAAGCCUAACAUGAACUAUGACAAGCUGAGCCGUGCCCUCCGCUACUACUACGACAAGAACAUCAUGACCAAGGUGCACGGCAAGCGAUAUGCAUACAAAUUCGAUUUCCAGGGUAUCUCCCAAUCCCACCAAAACCAUCCUCCAGAAGGAGGCGUGCUCAAAUACCAGGCCGAAGUGCCGUAUGUGCAGAGCUACCACAGCCACCAGCCAAAAAUGAACUUCAUGGGCUCUCAUACAAGCCCUAUGCCAGUUUCCCCUGGGAAUUUCUUUGGGCCUCCUACCACUUACUGGAACUCAGCAACAGGGGUCGUCUAUCCCAGCUCACCCAUGCCACGACAUCCCAGCACUCACUCUCAUUUGAACUCGUAUUACUGAAAAGGUCUAACUGUAAAGCCCUCACUUACUUUCAGACUCGUUAAGUUGCUGAAAACGACCGAGAAUAACAGAAUAACAAACUGGAAACUUUUUGGGGAUCAUUAGACAAUCCAAAAACCAUUGUAGCAAUAUCAUAGUAUCAAGUUCUCCAUGUCAUGCCAUUUUUUUUGUACAGUUUAUGCAUAAUCGAACACAAGCUUGUGUCUUCGGGGCUAAAUUGUAAAUAGGUUUUGCAUGUUUCAUAUAAGGCUUUGAAAAGACUCCUCUGACAUCCCUACAAAGCAUAAUCACCCCCUUAUGUUUUAAAUGUAAUAUGCCUUUGUAUGCAAGUGUGCCUGUGUACAGACAUUGAUUUUUAAUCAAAUAACGUCACUCCUCUAUGUUUAACAUUAUAUUUUAAACCAAUAAAACAUGUAGCUCACUUGA